AUGGCGUUACCCUUCCAUGUGAAAAUCAUUGAACAAUGCGAUGUAUCUCCACCACCAGAUUCCGUCAUACCUCCGAUUUCACUUCCUCUAACAUUCUUAGACAUUCCAUGGCUUCUUUACCCUCCAUAUCAAACCCUUUUUUUCUUUCCAAAACCUCCGCUAAAAUCCACGACCACCACCGUCAUAUCCCUUCUCAAAAAAUCCCUCUCCACCACCCUCCACCACUUCCACCCUCUCGCCGGAAACCUCUCUGCUCCACCACCACCCGCCGAGCCACACUUAAUUUACACCAAAGGUGACUCCGUCUCACUCACCAUUGCGGACUCAAACGCCAACAUCAACAAUAUCUCCGGCAACCACCCCCGAAACGUCGUCAAUCUUUACUCUCUUCUACCAAAGCUCCCAAUUCCAUCCAUGCCACGUGACUCCCACCUGACCCUCGUCCUCCCUCUUCUCGCCAUCCAGGUUACAUUUUUUCACGAUUUAGGGUAUUCCAUCGGAGUCACGACGCAACAAGUAGCAGCUGACGAAAGAACCCUAGAUCAGUUUAUCAAGUGUUGGGCUUCAGUUUGCAAAUCAUUGUUGAAUAAAGAUUCUUUGGCUGGGUUCAAGUCUACACCUUUGUUCGAUCGGAGUGUAAUUUCCGACCCCAAUUCACUUAAAAUCACGUUCUUGAAACAAUGGUGGAGCCGAUUGAAUUCAUCUAAAGUUUCCGGUGAAGAAGUCGAUCAAAACAUCGUUCAAGCAACUUUCAUCUUGACAUCCUCCGACAUUAGCAUGAUCAAAUACCACAUACUCGAAAAAUGCAAGAUGAUAAAUGAAGACCCACCAUUACAUCUAUCACCCUACGUGAGUGUAUGUUCUUUUAUAUGGAUUUGUUUACUUAAAGUCGAAGAAGCCCAUGAUUCCAGAGGUACAUCUUCUAGUUCUCCUCUUUAUCUAGGGUUUAACGCAGGUGGGAUUAGUCGUUUAAGGGAUGAAAUACCAUCAACUUACUUUGGAAAUUGCAUAGCUUUUGGGAGAUGUAGGGCGUUUAGGAGUGAAUUGUUGGGUGAAGAUGGGGUUGUUUUUGCAGCAAAAUCAAUCGGAAAAGAGAUUAAGAUACUUGAUAAGGACGUUUUAGGAGGGGCUGAAAGGUGGAUAUGUGAAUGGGAUGAAUUGAAUGUUAGGGUUCUUGGUUCACCAAAAGUGGAUUCAUAUGGGAUGGAUUUCGGGUGGGGGAAAGUCGAUAAAGUUGAGAAGUUAUCAAGUCAUCAAAAUUGUAGGGCAAAUCAUGUAAUAUCUUUAACGGGAAGUAGGGAUUUGAAAGGUGGAAUUGAGAUAGGGGUGGCUCUUACUAAGGCUAAAAUGGCUGCAUUCACAGCCCUCUUUAAUGGUGGUCUAAUGAAACUCGUAUGA
Molecule: messenger RNA, 1398 nt
Organism: Lactuca saligna
Lineage: Eukaryota; Viridiplantae; Streptophyta; Magnoliopsida; Asterales; Asteraceae
Source: the annotation of a GenBank genome assembly